Branchiostoma belcheri (Belcher's lancelet) is the source of this 2572-nucleotide messenger RNA. RefSeq names its product homeobox protein Hox-B4a-like. The record is from RefSeq and is a predicted model, not a curated record. NCBI's taxonomy places the organism in Eukaryota, Metazoa, Chordata, Leptocardii, Amphioxiformes, Branchiostomatidae. Gene Ontology annotation, biological process: regulation of transcription by RNA polymerase II; anterior/posterior pattern specification. Gene Ontology annotation, molecular function: RNA polymerase II cis-regulatory region sequence-specific DNA binding; DNA-binding transcription factor activity, RNA polymerase II-specific. Gene Ontology annotation, cellular component: nucleus. The transcript has 2 exons. The coding region runs from base 771 to 1610 and encodes 279 amino acids.
CUGACCAUGAGUCGGAUAAAGGAGACGACUGUCCUGGAAUUAGGAUGGUCAAGUAUCCAGGGUGGUCAGUGAGGUGGUCAGUAGCGCUGUAAGUUGAUACGGUCCAAGCGGUGGAAGUUUUCUGAAUUAUGUGGACUGUGUCCUUGGGCCUGUCCUCAGUGGUGAUUAGAAAGAGGGAGGAGUUAGGUAGAAUGAUGGACAAAGUUAAGUUGUCAAGUCGUUCUUUUUUUCUUUCUGCGUUGUGUCAGUGUUUUGCGGUAGUGAAGGGUAGAGGAAGAAGGGUUUUGACCCUGGUUGAUGACAGCGGCUUGAUUUAGUCCAUUGUGUGCGCUAUGGGUCUGUGAGAAGUGCGCAAACGAUUCCAAGUGCCGAGUUGCAUUAGCUGUGACAACUACGAGCGUUGCCUCAAUACAGGGGCGCCCCGACAGGCGUCUGUGAGUUGUAAUGUUUGUGGGAAGCGGGAAAAAUGCCGCAGGAAUGGUAUCUUUUUAGUUAAGGUCAAGUGAGAUCAAGCCGAACACGAGGUGACCACAGAACCCCCGUCAACAAACCGUUUAUAAAAGUAUUUAUCAUUCGAAGCGAAGCCAUUAGGAGUAGGGCCCUAUCCAUCAAACUGCACAUGCUAACUAUAGGUCACGGAGCCGCUCUCUGAUUGGGCGCCGCCGUCACGUGGUGGGAUCGCCAAGACAAGAUGACAGCUCGGGGGAGGGCUGACCAUAACAGAAAUACGACAACACCAGAAAAAUUAUUAUUUUCCACCCUAGAAAUUAAUGAUCAUGAGUUCGUUCUUGAUGAACUCUGGCUACGUUGACCCAAAGUUUCCCCCCGUAGAAGAAUACUCGCAAAAUAGCUAUAUCCCGAGUCAAAUUCCUGACUACUACGGUACGCCAAGUCCUCAGCGCGCUCAGAACUAUGGGCCGGCGGCGUUUCAGCGUGCUACGUACACGGAGUCGUCGUACAACCAUGUAAGUCAGGCCGCCAGAAAUGUGCCACCGCCGCAGCCGAGCCACGGCCAGGCCCCGGGACCCGCGCCGGGACCGGACACGCCGCCGCCGCACAGCCGCCCGACAGCCACCCUGAGUACGGUACAACACAACCACAACGUCCCGCCGCCAGCCCCCAGCCAACCGACACCGCCUCCUCCUCCUCCUGCUACCUCCACCACCGCCACCACCACGGGCUCCGACGGCGGCAGUCCUCCGUCCAACGGUCCGCCCACAGUCCCGAUGGUCUACCCCUGGAUGAAGAAAGUCCACUCCAACACAGGCAGCACGUCGUACAAUGGCCAGGACUCCAAGCGGUCCCGGACAGCGUACACUCGACAACAAGUUCUGGAGCUGGAAAAGGAGUUUCACUUCAAUCGGUACCUGACGCGGAGGCGACGGAUAGAGAUAGCACACUCUCUGGGACUGACGGAGCGACAGAUCAAGAUCUGGUUCCAGAACCGCCGGAUGAAGUGGAAGAAGGACAACAGGCUCCCCAACACCAAGACCCGGUCUUCUUCGGCGUCGAGCGGCGGUUCAGCCGGUAACAACAGCUCAGUAGUACGGCAUAACCACCACGGGGUAUCUCAGGGUAUCGUCUCUGAACACGGCAUGAUAGAACUCUAACACUACCAUCCUUUUCAACCGUGAGUUUCUCCAAAACAAAAUUACCGGAGUCAAAAAAUCGAGUACCAGCAACAUUCUUUCUCUCUCCUCCCGAAAAAAAUAUUGGAGCUGAGACGAGGCAGUAUUUAUUAUUAUACGAGUUGAAGUAUUUAUAUUUCACAACAAGCCGAGUGUAAAUUAUUAGGAAAGUUGUGUAUAUGUGUCCCCUGGCGUUGUAGCGGUAGAGAAUAGGAGGGGCUUUUGCAAUACAUAAGAGAGGAGUGUACUGUAUCAUAUGGACGAUAGAGCCCCCCACCCCACCCCAUCAUAUGUAGUAGUAACACGUGUACGAGUGAGAUCCUUUUGUCCGAGUCUAUCCGUCAUCUGGACAUUGUAUCGAUGUGAGUGUGUGUGUGCGUGUGUGUUCCUGUACUUCAUUUACCGUCUAUUAUCCUAUCCUGCUGCCCAAUUCUUAGCCAAAGACUGUAUAGUAAGCGUAUAAUUUCCACCGGUGUCCUUUUUCACUCUGGUGCAAGCGACACCUAGUACCUAGGGAAUUUCCACCUGUGUGUCUAGAUUUCACUAAGUAUGUAGAUCGCAUUCAGACCAAACGCAUGGAUUUCGUGAACAAAAAAAGUUGUAUACCUAAGUCAUAUUAAUGCACAAUAAUGUUACCAAAAAAACGUCUCAGGGUUAUAUUAAGAAUACAAUCGUUGUAUAUUUUCUGAUGAGCUUUGUAUGUGAAUCUGUUAUGAUUAUUAUUAUUAUUAUGAUUGUGUGAUCCCGAUGUAUUAUUAGUGUUUUAAAUUAUGCUGUAGUCGUUUUGCUACUUCUCUCUCCAUCUCUCUAUUGUUUGUGCCAAUGCCAUUUGAUUCUGUCUUAUGACGUAACAAGGAGGGUUGCCCAAAGUAACAGGAGUAAAGAAGAGCCGUGACAUGUUUGAAGAAAUCCCACCCCUGUGUUGCUAAUAUCUAAUAAAUUAU